This is a messenger RNA of Astrephomene gubernaculifera, 2736 nucleotides long. Lineage: Eukaryota; Viridiplantae; Chlorophyta; Chlorophyceae; Chlamydomonadales; Astrephomenaceae. The record is from the annotation of a GenBank genome assembly.
CCAGAGUAAUUUAUGAACAUGAAGCCUCGUGCAUCAGUUUUUCCAUAGACUAAUAUUACGAGACACAUCUUGCUUACUGCGUGCUUUCCUACUUUGCAAAGCCAUUGUAACCUUUCAACCAACUGAGUUACGUGCCUUGUCCUGGUGCAAAGACUUAAGAAGUGGUCUUUUUUGCUGCUUAGCUCAAUAUGUAUGGUCGUGAAAGAGGCCCGCCUCCGCCUCCCCCUCCGGGCGUGAGAGGCGGACCACCACCGGAGUACAUGGACCGGGGACCGCGCGACUAUCCUCCACGUGACAUGGACCGGAGACGCGCACGUAGCCCUCCACCAAUGAUGCACGAGCGUGAGCGGUAUGCCCGGGGCCGAAGCCCGCCGCCAGUGCCAAAGCGCUCGCGGCGAGAUGGUCCCUACGAUCGUGACUUUCACGAGCCACCCUUCCACGGGCGCGGCAGCCCUGAUUAUGACCGGAGACCUCCGUCUCCUAAAGGCGUAUAUGACGAGCGGGAGGCCUUCGAGCGCCGUGGCUCAGUUGGGCGCGAAAGGCCGGAGGACGAGAAGCGGCCGAUGACCUUUAAGGAGUUCACGCUGCGCAAGGUGCCAGAUGAUGCCGCACCCGACGUGGCGCACCGCAUGUACCAGGAGUACUUGGUGGAGUACUACGGCAGCGCCAUUAAGGCGGAGUUCGAGCAGAACAAGGACAGCGACAUGUUCAGGUACCAGUUCGACCCGCGGAACUUUGCCAAAAUCGUGGCAAGCCGGGCGGAGGAGGCUCAGGACAGCGCGAAACACAUAGGCGCGGAUCUGGCUUCGGGCGCCUUGGACGCCAGCCACGAAAACUUCAGCCAGGGCAUGUAUGACCUGGCCCCCAAAGUUGAGAAGGAUAAGCCCCCUGCAAGCGGGGAGGAGGGGCCCAAGUUCGCGCCUAACCUGUGCUGGCGACCAGCCCGCGUAGCGCACGACCUGGAGCUCAGCCGCCGCCUAAUCCGCAAGUUGGAUGCUGAGAAGAGCAUUGAGGAGAACCCGCUGCUGCCGAAGCUGACAGGCACUGCUUCGGGGGCAGCGGCGCUAUCGGAGGGUACACAGGAGGGGCAGCCAGCAGCCGCAGGUGAAGGAGCCCCGGCCGCAGCCGACGGCGCUCCGCCGAGCGAGCCGGGUUCUGACGGCACAGCAGCCGCUGCCAGCUCCGGGCCGGCAGCGGGGUCAGCGGAUGAGGAGCCAGCGAUCGUGGUCAACGACUCCAACUACGCUGAGAGCGUCGGGAAGCUGGAUCUGCAGCUGCAUUGGCUGUGGAAGGUGCACGGUGUGGACUACUAUGCGGGUAUCGAGCUGAACGAGCAGGACUGGCCGUACCGCCUCAACUGCUGCCGCCUGAUUCGUGGGCCCCGCCCCGAGGAGGGCGAGCACGACGAGGCGGCAGAGAAGGCGGACAGGGAGAAGCUGGCACGCACGGUUGACGAGUGCUGGAACGGUCGCAUAGCACACGGGGACCCCAUUGAGGCCAAAUGCCUAAAGGGCAGGAUUGAGGAGGAGCUGGACAAGUGGAUCGAGUCGCAGGUUACCAUGGUGUCUGACAACAAGUAAGUCUUCGUCUGUGCGUACGGCAGUGCCCUGUGCUCUGUUAGUGUGGUGGGGUCGUGCUCUCGUGCAGUUGGGUAAGCGCCAUGCGCGGUUUCCUUCCUACAUGGCCUGGAAGGGGUAGAUAACACUUGGGAAGGUCUGGACAGGUUGUGUCCUGCCAGUCGUUGAGUGCACGGGGUUCACUUCAGCACGAGCCCAUUCUAUGGACGGCGGCGAGGAUGCCCUGCCCGGUAGCGGUACCCCGUAGUAUAUUAUUGACGCAGGGCAGCAAGCACUUGUGCAUUGGAGGCGCCGCCGCGAGAGUGUUUUGCCAUGUGACUCUUCUUCGGGCGUCGCUACUGCUAAUGGAGACCUGUCAACGAUGGCGCAUUUGGAGUGCAAUUUCAAACCCGCAGCUAGCUCAGUUAAAUUAUUUCAUAUGACAAGCUGUCGUACAUACAUAGCCGAUACACUCGUACAUACAUACCCAAGCCCUACUCGUUGAUGAUCUCGACUUGCUGUACCUCGAGACCAAUCAUACCUUAAUCGUACCAGUUCAUACUACAGACUUGACUUAGUAACAUGUGACCUAUUUACAUGAAGAUGCUGCUUAUGCGAUACCUAGUCCAUAACAAUUAGUAGGUAGACCGAACACUGUGAGCUGUGGGUUUGAAAAGGCCACGUCGAGCCGUCGCUAUGGAGCACCUGUGUGCAUCGCAAACGAUGGGGCUCGAAGCUGAGCAACAAGCUGUUUGUGGGCAAGAAGUACGUCAUUAAACACAUCAAGACUAAGCACCAAGACAAGCUGGCGACGGAGCGCGAGCGGAUUUUGGACAUGCUCUACUUUGAGAACUUCCGCGCAUGGAAGGAGGACGAGGAGCGGCGCCGCGCUGAGGAGGAGCAGCACGCGGGCGAGGCGAUGGAGGGCGAAGGCGCGGGCAUGGAGGGCGAGGGGUCGUACGGCGGUCGUGGCCGUGGCCGCGGUGGCAUGAUGCGCGGUCGUGGUCGCGGUCUGGGCCGGGGCAUGAUGGGGCGAGGACCCAUGAUGGGCAUGGAGGGACCCAUGAUGAUGCCCAUGCCCAUGGCGCCCAUGUUCAUGCCACCAGGCCCCAUGGGACCUUUCAUGCCCAUCAUCCCCGGGCCCGUCCCGAUUAUCCCGCCUGGCCCGAUGCCCAUGCGG